GUGUUAGAAGGAGAGUUUUAAUUGCAACAAUUAUAUCGAUUUUUUUUGCUUUGCUGUUUAUGCAUUAAGUGAAGGCACGAGUCGAUUAAGAAGAGAAUGCUUCAUGCCUCGCUACGGCGUCUCGCUACCCGACUCACUGCGGAGCAAAUAGAGGCCAAAAUCAAGUCCAGUGAGAUUUUAAGCCCAGUGUUACACGCAUCAGUACAAGAUGUCAGCGCUGGGUGCGGUAGCUUUUUCAAUAUUCAGGUUACUUCUCCAGUCUUUACGGGGAAGAGUUUGGUUCAACAGCAUCGCAUCGUGAAUGAAGUCCUUAAACAGGAGAUUAAAGAGAUUCACGGAUUCACACUAAAGACCGCACCGCGACUCGAUUAA
This is a messenger RNA of Phytomonas sp. EM1, 372 nucleotides long. Lineage: Eukaryota; Euglenozoa; Kinetoplastea; Trypanosomatida; Trypanosomatidae. The record is from the annotation of a GenBank genome assembly.